AUGGCGGAGGGGACCCCCGCGCCCCUCCCCCCCGCGGGCUCGCCCCGGCCCGCGCCCCCCCGCGCCGCCGCCCCGCCCAGCCCGCCGCGACCCUCGGGGGGCUCCGCCGCCAGCAGCCGCGACCACUCGGCCGAGAGGGACCCCCCCGGCCCGGCCAGGAGCGCCCCCGCCGCCGGCAUCAUGAAGGACGGGUCUCGCCAGCGCUCCCUGCAGAAGAAGAAGACCGUCUCCUUCAGCACCAUGCUGAGCAACCGCAAGCUCAGCAGCACCGCCGCCUGCAUCUCCUUCAUGCUGGAGGGCUGCGAGAUGAAGAAGGUGCGCUCCAACUCGCGCAUGUACAGCCGGUUCUUUGUGCUGGACCCUGACCUGCGUUUCAUGCACUGGGAGCCUUCCAAGAAGGACUCUGACAAAGCCAAGAUUGAGAUCAAGUCGGUCAAGGAGGUGCGAGUUGGGAAGAAGACGCCUGUGCUCCGCUCCAACGGCCUCUCGGACCAGUUCCCAGAUGAGUGCGCAUUCUCCAUCAUCUACGGAGACAAUUACGAGUCCUUGGAUCUGGUGGCGAGCUCUGCCGAUGUGGUGAAUGCGUGGGUCAUGGGGCUGCGGUACUUGGCAUCCUAUGGAAAGCACACUCUGGAGGAGGCCCCCGAGACUGGGCGUCCUAACCCCCGCACCUCGUGGGUCUCCUCUGUCUUCGACAUUGCAGACUUGGAGAAGGAAGGCCGAAUCCCAGUCUCCCGGGCCGUGCAGCUCAUUCGGGCGCUCAACCCUGGUAUGAAAGCCUCGACGAUCGAACUGAAGUUCAAAGAGCUCCAGAAAGCCGCCAGUGAGCGGCUGGGGGAAGAGGUCAGCUGUGAGGUCUUCGUGGAGGCCUACUGUGAGCUGUGCACCAGGCCCGAGGUAUUUUUCCUCCUGGUCCAGUUUUCCAGCAAUAAAGAGUACAUGGGCUUGAAGGAUCUCAUGAUCUUCUUGGAGGCAGAGCAGGGCAUGGAAGGGGUGACAGAAGAAAUGUGCAUGGAGAUCAUCGGCAAAUACGAGCCGUCCAAGGAAGGGCGGGAAAAGGGUUACUUGGCCAUCGAUGGCUUCACACGCUACCUCCUCUCGGCCGACUGCUCCAUCUUCGAUCCGCAGCACCGCCGAGUGUGCCAGGACAUGAGCCAACCGCUGUCUCAUUACUUCAUCAGCUCUGCACAUGGAGCGUGUCUGACUGAGGACAGUUGUUUCUGGGGUGGCUCCACCUCGGACAUUGGGGGUUAUGUGGCGGCUCUCAAGGCUGGCUGCCGCAGCUUGGAACUAGUGGUAUGUGAUGGCCCUUCUGGAGAGCCGGUGGUUGGUGCUGGGGCCCGCUUGGCUUUCUCUAGAGUGGUGGCCGCUGUUGCAGAAUAUGCCUUUGAAGCAUCAGAGUUUCCUCUUAUCCUAUGCCUCUCUGUGCACUGCUGCUGUGCACAGCAGAGGGUAGUGGCAGAACAUCUGAGGAAGACUUUUGGGGACAAGCUGUACCUCGUACCCCCGAAUCCCAACGAAGGAUAUCUCCCCUCUCCAGAAAGGCUCAAGAGAUGCGUCCUUAUCCAAGGCCGAAAGCUGCCCCUCAGCUGCCAGUUGAGUGAGGGGGAUGUAUCUGACGACGAGGAGACUUCAGAGUUAGGACUGCCGCUCGGCGAGGAGGACCACGAGCAGCCCCGCCACCGACGAGUCCUGUGCCGCGAACUCUCUGACCUGGUGAGCCUGUGCCAGUUGGUGUCUUUCCAAGGCUUUGAGGCCUCUCGGCGGGGCCAAUGCUAUUGGGAAAUGUGUUCCUUCAGCGAGGUGGAGGCUGGGCGAUAUGCCAACGAGGAGCCAGAAGAUUUUGUGGCCUACAACAAGCGCUUCCUGUCACGGGUUUAUCCCAGCCCUAUGCGCAUCGAUGCCAGCAACAUGAACCCACAGGACUUCUGGAAGUGCGGCUGCCAGAUGGUGGCCAUGAACUACCAGACGCCAGGCCUUAUGAUGGACCUGAACGCUGGUUGGUUCCGCCAGAACGGGGGCUGCGGAUAUGUGCUACGGCCAGCCAUUAUGCGCGACGAGGUAUCCUACUUCAGCGUGAACACUAGGGACGCUUUGCCCGGCAUCUCGGCCCAACUGCUACACCUCAAGAUCAUCAGCGGGCAGAAUCUGCCCAAGCCCAAGGGCUCCGGUGCCAAGGGGGACGUGGUGGAACCAUACGUCUGUGCCGAGAUUCACGGCAUCCCAGCCGACUGCACUGAGAAACGCACUAAGACAGUGCUGCAAAGCGGGGACAACCCUGUGUUUGAGGAGACUCUGGAGUUCCAGGUGAACCUUCCCGAGCUGGCGAUCCUCCGGUUCAUGGUGCUCGAUGACGAUUACAUCGGGGACGAGUUCAUUGCGCAGUACACCAUCCCCUUUGAAUGCCUCCAGACGGGCUACCGCCACGUGCCCCUCCAGUCCCUCUCUGGCGAGUCCCUCUCCAAUGCUACUUUGUUUGUGCACGUGGCCAUCACCAACCGAAGGGGUGGGGGCAAAGCACACCGGCGGGGGCUCUCGGGGCGCAAGGGACGGCGCAUGCGGGAGUACACGUCCACGAAGGCCACGGGAAUCAAGGCCAUAGACGAGGUGUUCCGUACUGCCACUCAGCCGUUGCGGGACGCCACAGACCUGCGGGAGAACAUGCAGAACGCUCUGGUCUCCUUCAAGGAGUUGUGCGGCUUAACACCGGCUGCAAACAUCAAGCAGUGCAUCUUGAAGCUGGCCACGUGGCUGCAACCCAGUGAGAAGGAGAGCCCCCCGGCCGUCACCCUGAACCUGGGCGAGGAGUACCCUUCCAUGGAGGCCCAGGGGCCUGUCCCGGAGCUGCUACGGAAAGUGCUUGCCGCCUACGACACUAUGAUCCAGACAAGCCGGAUGCUAAUUGAGUCAGCCGACGCCGUUCACACCAAGAUUAUCCAGGUGCAACAAGCAGGGAUGGGUUUUCACAAAGAGCUACACCGGCUGGAGGUGAAGGAGGGUCUGAAAGGGCGGAAGCUGCAGAAAGCGCUGGAGAGUUUUGCCUGGAACAUCACGGUCCUCAAGGGCCAGGCCGAUCUGCUGAAACACUCCAAGGCCGAGGCGCUGGACACGCUGUGGCAGAUCCACAACGCCGCCCAGUCCUGCGGCAUCGGGCGGAACGGAGCCGCCUCCCCCGACCUCUUCCGCAGCCGAGCCGUCCUGGACCCCAUCCCGGAGACCGAAGGCGGAGGCAGUGACACGGGGUCUUCCUGACUCGG
This is a messenger RNA of Euleptes europaea (tarantolino), 3257 nucleotides long. Its product is annotated as inactive phospholipase C-like protein 2. The transcript has 6 exons. Gene Ontology annotation, biological process: intracellular signal transduction; lipid metabolic process. Bases 1 to 3252 code for a protein of 1083 amino acids. The record is from RefSeq and is a predicted model, not a curated record. Lineage: Eukaryota; Metazoa; Chordata; Lepidosauria; Squamata; Sphaerodactylidae. Gene Ontology annotation, molecular function: phosphatidylinositol-4,5-bisphosphate phospholipase C activity.